Molecule: messenger RNA, 4341 nt
Organism: Anastrepha ludens (Mexican fruit fly)
Lineage: Eukaryota; Metazoa; Arthropoda; Insecta; Diptera; Tephritidae
Product: zinc finger protein squeeze
Exons: 3
Coding region: 1332-3221 (629 amino acids)
Biological process (GO): regulation of transcription by RNA polymerase II
Molecular function (GO): DNA-binding transcription factor activity; RNA polymerase II cis-regulatory region sequence-specific DNA binding
Source: RefSeq, a predicted model, not a curated record
GCUUUGGCAAAGAACGGACGCGAUUUUAAGAGUAAUAUUAACUUGUGGAACCCCACUGUGCGUGUGUUUGUAUGUGCUGUAAGAAAAAAGUUACACCAACAACAAGAAAUUGUACUGAAAUCAACAUUUUGUAACGAAUAAAAAAAAGUAAACUACUUUUGCACGUAAACUCAUCUAUGUUGCAGGAAUUUUUCGCACGUGUUUUUGCACAGUUCAAAAAAAUCCAAAUAGAAUUUUAUUUUUCGGGAGUUAGUGCCAAUAAGCGCGGCCAUUUUUUUACUUCGCGUAGUUCUUUUUUUAUGGAUGGCUAAUUGUAUGUGAGCGCGUUUUUACGUAUUUCAUGCGACGGUGUGCCGAAAACAAAGAAAGAAUGGUAAAGAGAAAAUAGAAUUGAAGGAGGAGAAGCAGGAGCAAAAACAACAACACCAACAGUAAAAAGAGUGUCGAGUUUUUUUUUUUUUUCUUUACUCUACUUGCUUCUGUUUUUGUGCGCGUUUGCCGUAGGCGUUGAAUGAGCGGGAAGUGGCGUAGUGGAGCUGAAGUUGUAGAAGCAGCUACCAGCUAAAAACAUACAUACAUACACAGGUAUUCGCCGCCAAAGCGCAAUAUUCGUUUUAUUGCAAGUGUUGCAAAAAUCAACAAACCACAAAAUAUUGAGAAAAGCAAAAACAAAAAAACCACCAACGCAAAAGCACAAUUGAUAAAAGGGGCCAGCCACUUGGAAGCAAGAAAAUUUUAUAAAACGUAUAAAAAACGGUAUCGCGAAAGCAUAACAAAGGAAACUAAAAAGAGCUAAAAUAUAGGAACAUUGAAAGCGCAAGCAAUAAAAACUGAGAUUCUUUUUAUUAGAAAAAUGCGUUGGCGUAAGAUUAUCGAAAUUCUGCAGUGAAAUUUGUAAGAACAAAAAACCCAAUAAACGCUUGGCCGAUUUACAUUUGUUUGCCUGAGUGAGGAGUAAAAAUAAAUUUUUGACCGCCGCAUAACACGUGCCGUUUGAUCAAUUAGUGCCGGUGUAUUUAAACUGUGUCACUACGAAGCUGGAAGCAUCACUCAUCGCUUUUCGGCUACUGUGAAAUUGUGAAAAAGCGUACCGGGCUGACGCAACGGAUAUCGAUUUGGCAAAAAAAAAAAGAAACUUUGCUGGCGCCACCAAUUAACCUAAAACAGCAACUGACCACAACACACGACGAGUGCAAAGAAGAAAUUCCCAGCAGUUUUUUGCUCACCGUCCUCCGUUUAACACUUCGCGGCGUUGGCGCACUGCAACUAACGCCUGCGUAACGUACACAUUUCGAUAAAAUUUAGUAACCUUUGCGGCUGCCACCACAAAAAUGGCCGAAUUACCCGCACCUACGAGUGAUUACCUUCAUCGUUCGAUCGAUCAGCUGCGCUCAAUGAACGAACGGAAUGUCCUCUCAUCGUUGAGCCAUCAUCUGACGCCGAUGGAAUUGCGCAAUGCCGCACAAUUGGCAGCACACGAUUACAAGCCUUUCAAUAUCAAUGAGUUUCGCCAGAAUGUGGAACGUUUGGAUUACUCAUUGAAGAAUGGCAUUAUACAACAACAGCAAUUGCUUGCUGAUCAUCAGCAGCAACAGCAACAACAUCAGCAGCAGCAAGCGCAUGAGCAGCAACAGCAGCAGGUUCAUCAACAACAGCAGCAGCAGCAACAACAACAGGCCCAGCAGCAGGUAGCGGCGCAUCAACAACAACAGCAACAGCUACAACUGAAGCAAUCAUACAGUCCGCCAAAUUCACCGGCCACACCCACUAUGACCGAACAGCCGGAACAGAAGUAUGAUCCUCAUGCGGCCGCUGUAGAACAGCAGCAGCAACAACAACAACACACCGUCAGUCACAAGCAACAACGCAACCAACAAGGCUCCCCCGAUGGUCGUGAUGCCAAGCCCUACAAAUGCACCCAGUGUACGAAAACCUUUGCCAACUCGUCUUACCUAUCGCAGCACACCCGCAUCCAUCUGGGCAUCAAGCCGUACCGCUGCGAGAUCUGCCAACGUAAAUUCACACAACUAUCGCACCUGCAGCAACACAUCCGCACCCAUACUGGGGACAAGCCCUACAAGUGCCGUCAUGCCGGUUGCCCCAAAGCCUUCUCGCAGCUCUCCAAUCUGCAAUCGCACUCACGCUGCCACCAAACGGACAAACCCUUCAAAUGUAAUUCCUGCUACAAAUGUUUCACCGACGAAAUGACGCUGCUGGAGCACAUACCCAAGCACAAAGACUCGAAGCACCUGAAGACGCACAUCUGCAACCUCUGCGGCAAGUCUUACACGCAGGAGACUUAUCUGCAAAAGCACUUGCAAAAGCAUGCCGAGAAGGCGGAGAAGCAACAGCAACGUCAUGCGAAUGCUACAGCUAACCCACAACACCACGUGCCUGCCGGCGGUAUCGGCCUAAAUUUGCAGCGACAGGUGGUGAUGAAUGCCGCCGCGGCAGCAGUCACCAGCGAUCCCAAUUCGUAUUGGGCGAAAGUGGGUGCUGAUAGUGCGGUAAAUGCCGCCACGCUAGCUGAAGCUAUACAACAACAACAACAACAAGCUGCUGCUGCUGCAGCAGCAGCCGCAGCGGCUGCACAGCAACAGCAACAACACUCGCAGAAUGGCUAUAACUUUGCAGCGUUGCAACAGCACCAACAACAACAACAGCAGCAAGAACUGUUGCAACAUCAUCAGCGGCUGGUGAAUGGUGGCGCGGGUAGUGGAGGUGAUAGUGCCGGCAGCGGCAGCACACCCAAUCACUCACAAUCGCCCAACGAUGAGGGCGAAGAUUUGGUGAUGCGCCAAACACCACAACACCACCUGCAACAGCAGCAGCAACAACAACAGCAGCUCCAACAUCAACAAUCACACUCGCCAAAUCCGCUAUUAAUGGGCAAUGCGGCGGCAGCGGCAGCAGCAGCAGCGGCGGCCGCGGCCAACUAUGACGUGAAAACAACAAGCGCCUUUACACCAAUCAACACGGCGCCACCACACUUGAAUGCGCUAGCUGCGCAACAGCGUCCACCCGCCGCCGCAGCGUACCUGUACCAGCAGAAUGCCGCCGCGGCAGCCGGUUUUCCGACGCAACUCAUCUCAUUGCAUCAGAUACGCAACUAUGCGCACCAACCAAGCGCAGCGACAGCAGCAGGGCUGUUGGCCAGCGAUCACCUGCUCGGCUUGACUGGUGUGACCGCGGGCGGUGCCGGCAAGGACAAGGGUCAAUAGUACGCCGGGCAUCACAGCGGUGUUGGCAACAACAACAGCGGAUGUGGUGGUAGAAGAAAAAAAUGUAAAAAGCGGCAACAUGAACGUGCACGUGAACGCAGUUAGUUGAGUUGACUGAUGUGAAAUGGGGAAGAUGCAGAGCAUUAAGUGACCAGUCGGCAGGAGGGCGCACAACAGAGCGGUGCGAGACGUGCAACGUGAACAACAAAAGCAACAGCACAAACUCAGGUUCUAAAGAUGGCUUCAACAAAAGCAGUAAAAGCAGCAAGGAAGCAAAACGUACAAGAAACAACAAAAGCAAAAAAUUAAUAAAAACUAAGGUACACGCAGCCGAAGCACUUAGCUGCUGGCAGAAAUUUAAUUUGCGCGCAAAAUACGAAUACAUCUACUAAAAAAACAGCAAGCAGAGAUACUGAUAAUCUUUGCUCCCACAAUUCUUCAACACUACCUACUUACACUGCUUCUUAUAUUAUCUAUAUGUAUGUGUGUAUGUAUGUAAGUGAGGCCACCUUUGGCCCGUACAUUUGCAUGCCUGUGCGUUUCUCUACAGAAAUCUGGUACCUGUGUCUUUUGCACUUUUCAACGGCAGGUGCCAUCUCCCUUUGCUAUACGAACAACCACCACCAGGUUUUCUUCUCUCAUUUGCAGUGCGCCUGUGCGCAUUUACAGUAUACAAAUUAUACAAAUUGUAGCAUAUAAUUAAUUAUAGUAAUUACCUGUAAUUAGCGAUUAGUAACUCGUCUAGUAAUUAGGUAAUCGUAUUGUAGCAAAAGUAGUUUGAUAAGCCGAAUUUACUUUAUGUAGUUUAAGAGUUAGCUAGGAUUAGGCGAUUCGGAGACAAAAGUAUAUACCUAUGACUUUUGGUUUCACGCUAAUUUUUUAUAAAUUUUAUAUACAUAUGUACAUAUGUAUGUAUGUGCACCUAUUUGUAUACGGCAUCCACUUCUAACUUCUUUAAGAUUUUGUGAAACAAAAUUUUAUUUGUUUAAAUUGUAUUUUGGAAAUUUAUUUUCGUAGCUACAUGCAUGCAUUAAAAAUUUUAUUAGACUACUUAAUCACUUAUAAGUAAUUACCUACAUAUUUGUAUUACGAAUUUAUGAAUCUCAAUAAAAAUACUUAC